This is a messenger RNA of Physeter macrocephalus (sperm whale), 5883 nucleotides long. It is a transcript of the gene MEGF6, whose product is annotated as multiple EGF like domains 6. The record is from RefSeq and is a predicted model, not a curated record. NCBI's taxonomy places the organism in Eukaryota, Metazoa, Chordata, Mammalia, Artiodactyla, Physeteridae. The transcript has 46 exons. Gene Ontology annotation, molecular function: protein binding; calcium ion binding. Bases 1 to 5838 code for a protein of 1945 amino acids.
AUGCCUUUCCUUCCGGAGGCGGAGGCGGGGGCGGCGGGGCGCGCGGUGGCCCUGGCCCUGGUGCUGUUCCUCCCCGCCGUGUCAGCGGGCGCCGGCGCCCUGUUCCGCCUGCAGCCCGGCAUGCCCAACGUGUGUGCGGAGCGGGAGCUGACCGUGGUGGGCCGUCGCCAGCCCUGCGUGCAGGCCGUCAGCCGCGUGGUGCCCGUGUGGAGGCCGGGCUGCGGGCGGCAGGACUGGUGUGUCGGCCACAAACGCAGAACCGUCUACUACACGGGCUACAGGCAGGUGUAUGCCACGGAGGCCCAGACCGUGUUGCGGUGCUGCCCGGGGUGGAACCAGCAGCCCGGAGACCAGGGCUGCCUCUCCUCCCGGUGCAGCCCCGGCCUCUGCUUUAACGGCGGCCACUGCGUGCCCGACUCGGCCCAGCUGUGCCACUGUCCCCGCGGCUUCCACGGUCCCCGCUGUCAGCAUGACGUGGACGAGUGCCAGGUGCACAACGGCGGCUGCCAGCACAGGUGCGUGAACACGCCAGGCUCCUACCUCUGUGAGUGCAAGCCCGGCUUCCGGCUCCACGCGGAUGGCAGGACCUGCCUGGCCAUCAACUCCUGCGCCGUGGGCAAUGGCGGCUGCCAACACAACUGUAUUCAGCUCACGGUGACCCAGCACCGCUGCCAGUGCCGGCCCGAGUUCCAGCUCCAGGAAGAUGGCAAGCGCUGCAUCCGGAGAAACCCGUGUACGGACCGGAACGGCGGCUGCAUGCACACGUGCCGGGCGCUCCGGGGCCUUGCCCACUGCGAGUGCCACGCAGGAUACUGGCUGGCAGCGGACCGCAAGGCCUGCGAAGAUAUGGAUGAAUGCGCCACAGGCCUGGCCCAGUGUGCCCACGGCUGCCUCAACACUCACGGGUCCUUUAAGUGUGUGUGCAACGCAGGCUACGAGCUGGGUGCCGACGGCCAGCAGUGCUACCGGAUCGAGAUGGAGAUCGUGAACAGCUGCGAGGCGGACAACGGCGGCUGCUCCCACGGCUGCAGCCACAGCAGCACAGGGCCCGUCUGCACCUGCCCCCGCGGCUACGAGCUGGGCGAGGACCAGAGGACCUGCAGCGAUGUCGAUGACUGUGCCGAUUCCCCGUGCUGCCAGCAGGUUUGCACCAAUAGCCCUGGCGGCUACGAGUGCGGCUGCUAUGCCGGCUACCAGCUUGGCGCCGACGGCUGCGGCUGUGAGGACCUGGACGAGUGCACCUCCGGCCGUGGCGGCUGUGAGCAGCACUGCACGAACCUGGCCGGCUCCUUCCAGUGUUCCUGCAAGGACGGCUACCUGCUGGACGAGGACCGCCGGGGCUGCAGCCCCCUGGAGAUGCCCGAGGUGGGCCUGGACGGCCACCUGCCCCUCGUGCGGCUCCCCCCGCACGUGGCAGUGCUCCAGGACGAGCUGCCCCACCUCUUCCAAGAUGACCACAUCGGGACCGAGGAGGAGGAGGAGGAGGAGGCGCGGGGCGAACACACAUUGGAGGAGAAGUUUGUCUGCCUGGACGACUCCUUUGGCCCAGAUUGCAGCUUGACCUGUGCUGACUGCAGGAAGGGGGGGACCUGCCUCCCCAGCCUGCGUGGCUGUGACUGCCCCGACGGCUGGACCGGGCUCGUCUGCACUGAGGCUUGUCCCCCAGACACCUUCGGGAAGAACUGCAGCUUCUCCUGCAGCUGUCAGAACGGCGGGACCUGCGACCCUGUGACAGGGGCCUGCCGCUGCCCUCCAGGUGUCAGUGGAGCCCGCUGUGAGGACGGCUGCCCCAGAGGUUUCUACGGCAAGCACUGCGGUAAGAAGUGCCACUGUGCCAACCGGGGCCGGUGCCACCGCCUCUACGGGGCCUGCCUCUGCGACCCGGGGCUCUACGGCCGCUUCUGCCACCUGGCCUGCCCACCGUGGGCCUUCGGGCCGGGCUGCUCGGAGGAGUGCCAGUGCGAGCAGCCCAACACGCACGCGUGUGACCGGAGGGACGGCAGCUGCGCCUGCAAGGCGGGCUUCGCGGGCGAGCGGUGCCAGGACGAGUGCCAGCCGGGCUUCUUUGGGCCAGGCUGCCGGCAGGCGUGCACCUGCCCCCCGGGCGUGGCCUGCGACCCCGUCGACGGCCAGUGUGGGAAGCAGUGUCCUGCCGGCUACCAGGGCGAGGACUGCGGCCAAGAGUGCCCGGCCGGGACGUUCGGCAAGGACUGCUCAGCUUCCUGCCCCUGCGAGGGGGCCCCCUGCGACCGGGCCACGGGCCAGUGCCUGUGCCCUCCUGGGAGGACCGGGGCUGACUGCGGGGUGUGCGUGUGGUUGUGUGCAGAUGUCGAUGACUGUGCCGAUUCCCCGUGCUGCCAGCAGGUUUGCACCAAUAGCCCUGGCGGCUACGAGUGCGGCUGCUAUGCCGGCUACCAGCUUGGCGCCGACGGCUGCGGCUGUGAGGACCUGGACGAGUGCACCUCCGGCCGUGGCGGCUGUGAGCAGCACUGCACGAACCUGGCCGGCUCCUUCCAGUGUUCCUGCAAGGACGGCUACCUGCUGGACGAGGACCGCCGGGGCUGCAGCCCCCUGGAGAUGACCGAGGUGGGCCUGGACGGCCACCUGCCCCUCGUGCGGCUCCCCCCGCACGUGGCAGUGCUCCAGGACGAGCUGCCCCACCUCUUCCAAGAUGACCACAUCGGGACCGAGGAGGAGGAGGAGGAGGAGGCGCGGGGCGAACACACAUUGGAGGAGAAGUUUGUCUGCCUGGACGACUCCUUUGGCCCAGAUUGCAGCUUGACCUGUGCUGACUGCAGGAAGGGGGGGACCUGCCUCCCCAGCCUGCGUGGCUGUGACUGCCCCGACGGCUGGACCGGGCUCGUCUGCACUGAGGCUUGUCCCCCAGACACCUUCGGGAAGAACUGCAGCUUCUCCUGCAGCUGUCAGAACGGCGGGACCUGCGACCCUGUGACAGGGGCCUGCCGCUGCCCUCCAGGUGUCAGUGGAGCCCGCUGUGAGGACGGCUGCCCCAGAGGUUUCUACGGCAAGCACUGCGGUAAGAAGUGCCACUGUGCCAACCGGGGCCGGUGCCACCGCCUCUACGGGGCCUGCCUCUGCGACCCGGGGCUCUACGGCCGCUUCUGCCACCUGGCCUGCCCACCGUGGGCCUUCGGGCCGGGCUGCUCGGAGGAGUGCCAGUGCGAGCAGCCCAACACGCACGCGUGUGACCGGAGGGACGGCAGCUGCGCCUGCAAGGCGGGCUUCGCGGGCGAGCGGUGCCAGGACGAGUGCCAGCCGGGCUUCUUUGGGCCAGGCUGCCGGCAGGCGUGCACCUGCCCCCCGGGCGUGGCCUGCGACCCCGUCGACGGCCAGUGUGGGAAGCAGUGUCCUGCCGGCUACCAGGGCGAGGACUGCGGCCAAGAGUGCCCGGCCGGGACGUUCGGCAAGGACUGCUCAGCUUCCUGCCCCUGCGAGGGGGCCCCCUGCGACCGGGCCACGGGCCAGUGCCUGUGCCCUCCUGGGAGGACCGGGGCUGACUGCGGGGCAGAUUGUCCUGAAGGUCGCUGGGGGCUGGGCUGCCAGGAGACCUGCCCGGCGUGCGAGCACGGUGCUUCCUGUGAGCCUGAGACCGGAGCCUGCCUGUGCCGCCCCGGCUUCGUGGGCAGCCGCUGCCAGGACACUUGCCCAGCAGGCUGGUUUGGGCCCAGCUGCCAGAUGCGUUGCUCCUGCGUCAACGACGGGCUCUGCCACCCGGUGACUGGCCGCUGCAGCUGCGCCCCGGGGUGGACCGGCCUCAGCUGCCAGAGAGCCUGUGACAGCGACCACUGGGGACCCGACUGCAGCCACACCUGCAACUGCAGCGCAGGCCACGGGAGCUGCGACGCCGUCAGCGGCCUGUGUCUGUGUGAGGCCGGCUAUGCGGGCCCGCGGUGCGAGCAGCGGUGUCCCCAGGGCUACUUCGGGCCGGGCUGUGGGCGGCAGUGCCAGUGUGAGCACGGGGCAGCCUGUGACCAUGUCAGCGGGGCCUGCACCUGCCCGGCCGGCUGGAGGGGAACCUUCUGUGAGCGCGCCUGCCCGGCCGGCUUCUUCGGAGUGGACUGCCACCGCGCCUGUGACUGCAGCGCCGGGGUGCCCUGCGACGCCGUGAACGGUUCCUGCCUCUGCCCUGCCGGCCGCCGGGGCCCCCGCUGCGCCCAGACCUGCCCAGCCCACACGUACGGCCACAACUGCAGCCAGGCCUGCUCCUGCUCUCACGGGGCCUCCUGCGAUCCUGUCCACGGGCGGUGUCGCUGUGGCCCUGGCUGGAUGGGGCCCACCUGCCUGCAGGCCUGUCCCGCGGGCCUCUACGGCGAGGACUGCCAGCAUUCCUGUCUCUGCCAGAACCGGGGCACCUGCGACCCCGUCUCAGGCCAGUGCACCUGCCCAGAGGGCUGGGCCGGGCUGGCCUGUGAGAAGGAGUGCCUCCCGGGGUUCUUCGGAGCCGGCUGCCAGCACGUCUGCGGGUGCCUCCACGGCGGCCUCUGUGACCGGCACACAGGCCACUGCCUCUGCCCGGCCGGCUGGACCGGGGACAAGUGCCAGAGCCCCUGCCCGCCCGGCUGGUUUGGAGAGGCCUGUGCCCGGGGCUGCCAGUGCCCACCCGGCGUCGCCUGCCACCACGUCACCGGGCAGUGUCACUGUCCCCCAGGCUUCACUGGGCCCGGCUGUGAGCAGGCCUGCCCCCCCGGUGCCUUUGGGGAGAGCUGUGGGCAGAAGUGUCAGUGCCCCGGCGAGGACCAGGCGUGCCACCCUGCCUCGGGGGCCUGCGCGUGUGCCGCCGGCUACCACGGUGCCGGCUGCCAGCAGCGGUGCCCGCCCGGGCGGUUCGGGCCCGGCUGUGAGCAGCUGUGUGGGUGUCUCAACGGGGGCUCCUGCGACGCGGCCACAGGGGCCUGCCACUGCCCCGCUGGGUUCCUCGGAACCGACUGCGGCCUCGCCUGUCCACACGGCCGCUUUGGCCCCCGCUGUGCCCACGUGUGCAGGUGUGGGCAAGGGGCGGCCUGUGACCCCGUGACCGGAACCUGCUCCUGCCCCCCCGGGAGGACCGGCGUCCACUGUGAGCACGGUUGCCCCCAGAACCGGUUUGGUGUCACCUGUGAGCACGUGUGCUCCUGCAGAAACGGGGGCCUGUGUCACGCCGCCAACGGCAGCUGCUCCUGCGGCCUGGGCUGGACGGGGCAGCACUGCGAGCUGGCCUGCCCCGCCGGGCGCUACGGUGCCGCCUGCCUCCUGGAGUGUUCCUGCCGCAACCACGGCGCCUGCGAGCCCUCAUCGGGCGCCUGCCGCUGCGGGCCCGGCUUCUACGGCCAGGCCUGCGAGCACGGCUGUCCGCCUGGCUUCCACGGGGCUGGCUGCCGGGGGACGUGCGAGUGCCAGCACGGCGCCCCCUGCGACCCCGUCAGUGGCAGGUGUCUCUGCCCUGCCGGCCUCCGCGGCCAGCUCUGCGAGAAGGGGUGUGAGCCGGGCUCCUUUGGAGAAGGCUGCAGCCAGCAGUGUGACUGCGAGGAUGGGGUGCCCUGUGACCCCGUCACCGGCCGCUGCCUGUGCCCCCCGGGGCUCACGGGGGCCACCUGUGACCGGGGCUGCGGAAGGGGCUUCUUCGGACCAGGCUGUGCCUUGAGCUGCUCCUGCGGGGGUGGGGCUGACUGCGACGCCGUCAGCGGGCAGUGCCACUGCGUGGACGGCUACAUGGGGCCCACGUGCCAGCAGGGUGGGCCCUCCCAGUUCCCCGAGACCCCGUCUCCAGCCCUGGGCCCAGUGGCUUCACAGUCAGCCUCUCACCUGCCCGGGCUCGGCAGUGGCGCAGAGAAGCACUAGCUCAGGGGCAGCCCCCGCCGAGGCCUGCCUCCCAGGGCCCGCUGA